AUGAAGCUCGCAACUGCUCUCCCUCUCACCCUCCUCUCCGCGAUCACGCUCCUCCCAUCCACCUCAGCAUGGAAAUUUACCUGGCGCGACGACGAGGGGAACGAGUCUACUGAGUCCGGAAAGGGCCCGCACGCAUGCACAAAGAUCCAACAUGCCGAGGGAGAGGAAUUCGCUUGGAAUAACCAAGGGAACAAGAAUAUCGGCAUCUAUUUAUACACCUCGUCGGAUUGUUCGGGGAGUCUUGCCGGUUGGUCAUCCAAUAUCUGGGAGAAGGAAUCUUCGAGAGACCUUCUUAGUUUCAAGGUCGCGAAUGAGGGCGCAACAACAACGGCCGAUGCUACGGCUACGGAAUCUCAUACUAGUUCUGCCGAUGCUACGAAAACAGCUACGGCUACGGCUACGGCUACGAAUUUGACAAGCGGCGGGGCUUCCAAUUCGACUGUGUCUGGGUCCUCGAGUGCGGUCGGAUCCAAGACCAAGACGAAGACUGACACGAGCGCGACGGCUUCGAGCUCCCCUGCGUCGAGCAAAACAGCCUCGGGCUCUACUGCGGAAAGCUCGGGAUCGAGUGCAACUGCGACAGGGGAGUCAGGAUCGAGUACCCCGUCUUCUACCGCCUCUGCGACUGAUGGGGCUUCGACGGACGAGUCUUCUGCGUCUUCGCUUUCGAAGCAUAAUGCUGCGAUAGCUGUUACCGGGCUAGUCUUGGGUAUCGCGACAUAUGAAUGGGUGAUUUAG
Molecule: messenger RNA, 738 nt
Organism: Aspergillus melleus
Lineage: Eukaryota; Fungi; Ascomycota; Eurotiomycetes; Eurotiales; Aspergillaceae
Exons: 1
Coding region: 1-738 (245 amino acids)
Source: RefSeq, a predicted model, not a curated record